AUGACAGCAUACAAAAAGGGUUCACUGGUAUUGGGGAUUCAGCCGCAGCAGAUUAUGGUCGAACCGGACGACGAAGAGGUUGAGUACAAUGGUGAUGAUGAGUACAAAAAUGAAGAACUACGUACUGCCGAAAUUCUCGGAAGUGCGCGGGCUCAAGCGAUAACAACCAAAGGAUCCAAACGCACACAAGCGAUCGCUUUAGAAGCUGAUUUAAUUGAGUAUGCUCAUCUAGCUCAGCAUCUCUUUAUUCUAUCGGAUUAUUAUCCGAUAAAUCUUCUAUAUUUAGAAGAUUUAUCUGAGGAAUUAUUUAGCUUAGGAAAUACAUUAUCGUUUAUACGUGCAUCGAGCACUCCUUAUUCGUUAAUCGAUUUAGAAGAGGUUAAGCAUAUAUUAGAUAAGUUAAGGGUUUUAUAUUCAAAAGAUGAAAUCCUUGAUAUAGAUUUUAGGAAUUUUUAUGAAAUAAUUAAGUUAGGGUAUUUUUAUUUAGACAGGCAAAUAGUAAUUGUAAUAAAAGUCCCAAUUAUUGUAUCCUACACCUAUGACCUUUAUAAAUUAGCCGUUGUCCCAAAUAAGAACCAUAAAGUCCUUAUUCCCACCUCUCCAUAUUUGGCAAUAUCUGGAAAAGACUCUAGGUACAUAGAGACAGAAUGUCCGAAGUUAAAUUCAUGGUUUCUCUGCAACUCAAAACCAGAUUAUAAGAAAGAUAAAUACGAUUGUAUCCAGCAGCUGAUCACUCAACAGGAGCUCAACCAGUCCUGUCCCUUAACUUCAGUCGUCCUACAAAAUGAAGCAUUAGAACAACUUGAUGAUAAGCAUUAUACAAUGAGCUUUCCAACUUUAACGAAAGUUAAAUUAUUCUGUGGACAAGAACAAUAUAGGACACUACAAGGCAGCUAUGUAGCAGUCAUUCCACUUAACUGUUACCUCAAGGCACCAGGAUUUACCAUUACUAAUAUGAAUAAUCGUAUAAAAGGUCACAUUGUCAAGAUAUUGGAAAUACCGCAAUAUAUCGAAUCCAAGAAUAUUGAACAGCCAACAUUAAACCUGGCCUCUACAGACCUCAACAGCUUUCAUAGUCUUAACACGAAGAUGUCUAUGCAGCCUCCAGUACAUCUUAAUCAAGACAAGGAUAUAAGUCUAUAUCAUACUACUAUACCUUUAUAUGUAGCAUUGAUAGUAAUGAUUAUUUUAAUUGGCAUCGUGACAUAUAAGCGAAUGGGAAUUAAACCUGAAACAAAAGGACAUCCUGAAAAAGAACAAGUUCCUAAAAACCCCAGUCAAGUAAAAGUGAAUCCCGGACAUAUUUCAUCAGCAACUCUCUCACACAAAGUUCUCGAAUAG
Molecule: messenger RNA, 1341 nt
Organism: Pieris macdunnoughi
Lineage: Eukaryota; Metazoa; Arthropoda; Insecta; Lepidoptera; Pieridae
Source: the annotation of a GenBank genome assembly